UGGAAGUGAAAGUGAAUGAAUGCUGCAGGCUUAAUUAGAGAGGAGGUGUUCGCCUGCGCCAGUCCCUCCGACGCCGCCGCGCUCCACAGUCGCGCCGCAGCCACGCGCUACUACCCGCUACCUCACCUCCGACACCGCACCACUUACAAGCCGAGGAUGAGCCGGCACGUUUGCCUGGCGGCCGCCGCCCUGUUGGCCGUGCUCUGUGUGGCCGAAGCACAGCGGAGACUUGCCCUGCCUGACCCUAGAAGCUGCGCUAACAGAGUCCGACACUCGACGUACCGGGACGCGCGAGGAGUGCUGCACUCGUACUUCUUCAGCUGGGAGCACGCGCCCACCCGCAACCUGGAGGUGGACUGGCUCGACGCCAGGAACAUCUGCCGUCGCCACUGCAUGGACGCCGUCUCCUUGGAGACGCCGCAGGAAAAUGAAUUCAUAAAGCAAAGGAUCGCUCGCGGCAACGUGCGGUUCAUUUGGACGUCGGGCCGCAAGUGCAACUUCGCGGGCUGCGACCGGCCCGACCUGCAGCCCCCGAACGUCAACGGCUGGUUCUGGUCGGGCUCCGGCGCCAAGAUCGGGCCCACCACGCAGCGCAACACCGGCGACUGGUCCUACACCGGCGGCUACGGACAGCAGCAGCCCGACAACAGGGAAGCUGCCCAAGGUAACGACGAGUCGUGCCUGUCGAUCCUCAACAACUUCUACAACGACGGCAUCAAGUGGCACGACGUGGCGUGCCACCACGUCAAGCCGUUCGUGUGCGAGGACAGCGACGAGCUGCUGAACUUCGUGCGCUCGCGCAACCCCAGCCUGCGUCUAUGAGCGACCCCACCCUCCGCACCUCUCGCCUUCUAACGCAUUAGAUGGCUGACGUUGUACAAAAACAUGUGGCUAUUACGGCUAUCUAUAUUUAAGUUAUUUAUUAAUUUAACAAUCGCGACUCACUUAUCUGCAUGGUAUCUUACCAUAUCGAGUGAUCUACUACACGGCUUUCCGAAGAGUAAAUAAUUUAUGUUGUGACAGUCAGUAUUGUAUUUAUGUUUAAUGAAGCUGUGGUCCAAAUUUUAUUCUCGUAGGAAAAUCACUGUCGCAACCUGAAGGUCAGUCAUCUUCUCUUUGGUACCUUGUAUUUUUUCACUGAAUAAGUAAUACUUUGUAAAAAGUCUUAUUUUGCACAAAAUAGGAAUAACUUAUAGGUAUUAGAAUAAAUAAAUAAUAAUGCCAA
Ostrinia furnacalis (Asian corn borer) is the source of this 1225-nucleotide messenger RNA. It is a transcript of the gene CTL4, whose product is annotated as C-type lectin 4. Lineage: Eukaryota; Metazoa; Arthropoda; Insecta; Lepidoptera; Crambidae. The transcript has 5 exons. The coding region runs from base 16 to 822 and encodes 268 amino acids. The record is from RefSeq and is a predicted model, not a curated record.